Messenger RNA from Alosa sapidissima (American shad), 763 nucleotides. RefSeq names its product ubiquitin thioesterase otulin-like. NCBI's taxonomy places the organism in Eukaryota, Metazoa, Chordata, Actinopteri, Clupeiformes, Clupeidae. Gene Ontology annotation, cellular component: cytoplasm. The record is from RefSeq and is a predicted model, not a curated record. The transcript has 4 exons. The coding region runs from base 156 to 542 and encodes 128 amino acids. Gene Ontology annotation, molecular function: cysteine-type deubiquitinase activity. Gene Ontology annotation, biological process: protein linear deubiquitination.
CUCGUUCAGCAUGGAGCGACAGCAACCUGAAAGUGGCUUUGAACUCUACUCUGCUUCCACUGAUGCUUCUGCAAGAGGCUCUGCUGCAGCCUCUGCCCCUCAGAAUGUGGUGUUUGGCCAGUGCACUGAGUUUUCACAGGGUGACCUGUUGAGAGAUGAGAGACCAGGAAGUGCUGGCAGGUGGAGCCCGGUGUCAGAUGGGAGUGAGGCCUGGUUUACUUGAACAGGACCAAUACAGGUUUGGGCUGCCUGUGGGCAUUUCAAUUUACCGUGAGAGGGAAUGGAAAAGGCAGACCACCAUCACCACCAAGAGCAUCAUCAUUAGAAGGGGCUACGCCGUGCUCUCCCAGAGCUUUGGGUUCCUCCGGCGGGUCAGAGGAGACAACUACUGUGCCCUGCGAGCCUCCUUGUACCAGGCGCUGAUGCGCACUACCAAGCUUCCUGGCUGGCUGAAGCAGAAGAGCAUCUUAUUGGUAUGCCGAUCUCUUCUACACUCCUUUACACCUGCAAAUUCCUCAUGCCCACAAACACCUAUGACGUAAGAUACAGUGGAAAACUCCUCAUUAAUAAUGUCACAUUUACACUGACACACCUUGCCAUAGCUCACUGCCUAACAUCAUACCCAUUUCAUCACACCACGACUGACGACAUUGAGGGACAUUUCCUAGAUUUGAAAUCCAUCAUUGUGACACAUACCACAACAUAAUUCACCUCAAACCAUGCGAAUUUAACCCCAUUGAGACCCUCGUACUCCUAGAACAUA